Messenger RNA from Acanthosepion pharaonis, 1056 nucleotides. The record is from the annotation of a GenBank genome assembly. NCBI's taxonomy places the organism in Eukaryota, Metazoa, Mollusca, Cephalopoda, Sepiida, Sepiidae.
AUGUAUUUAUCUCUGUCAUUUCGUAUCUAUCUCAAUCUGCUCAUAUCUAUUAUCUCAGUCUGUCGCAUAUCUCUCUCUCUCUCUCUCUCUCUCUCUCAAUCUAUCUAUCUCAAUCUUCUCAUAUCUAUUAUCUCAGUCUGUCGCAUAUCUCUAUCUCUCUCUCUCUCUCUCUCUCUAUCAAUCUAUCUAUCUCAAUCUGCUCGUAUCUAUCUCAGUCUGUUGCAUCUCCCUCCCUCUAUCAAUCUAUCUAUCUCAGUCUGUUCGUAUCUAUCUUCCCUUCAUAUCUAUCUAUCUCAGUCUCUUCAUAGCUAUCUGUUAUCUCAGUCUGAGGAUAUCCAUCUGUUCAUAUCUAUCUAUCUAUUAUCUCAAUCUGUUCAUAUCUAUCUAUCUUACUUUGUUCAUUUUUCUUCCAUCUUUCUUUUAUUUUCCUUUCUUUACAUUGCUUUUUUUUCUUCUUUCUACAGGUUUUUUUUCCGUCUUUCUUUUUCUUUCUUUCUCCACUCGUCACUUUCGUUUUGUUUUUGUUUUUUUCUAGAGUUAUUCCCUAUUUCUUUCUUUCUUUCUUUCUUUCUUUCUUUCUUUCUUAAAUGUACAAUUCUGAUCCGUAGUUUCUUUCUUUUUGAACCUCUAUUUUUCUUUCUUUCUUUCUUUCUUUCUUUCUUUCUUUCUUUCUUCAAUGUUUUCUUAUACGUUUCUUACUCUCUAACUUUUCUUGUCUUUUCUUUUAUUUCUUUUUCAGGAUUUUUCAUUUUUUUUUUCCUUCCUUUCCAGUUUUCGCGCCAUUCUUUCUCACGUGACCCCUCCUCCUUUUCCUUGCUUUUCUUGAAUUUUUCUUUUUUCUUACGAUGUUCUCUUUAUUUCUUCCUUUUCUUUGUUUCUUCUCACUCGUUCCCUUUCUCAUUCUUUCUCACCUAUCUCUCUCUCUUUCUUCUGCAUUGCAUUUCGUUCCCUAUUACCUUCUGUAUUUCUGUAUUUCUUCCUUUUUACCUUCUUUUUCCCUCCUCCUCCAUUUUUAUCGUUCUGCUUCUUCUCCUCCGCCUUUUGUCUCCUAAUUAA